This is a messenger RNA of Symbiodinium necroappetens, 598 nucleotides long. The record is from the annotation of a GenBank genome assembly. NCBI's taxonomy places the organism in Eukaryota, Dinophyceae, Suessiales, Symbiodiniaceae.
GCACAUCAAGAGUGCCUUGCAGACCUUGCUGGGCACUCCAGUCGUCCAGAAGAUGCUGGAUCGAAAGCUCAUGGCCCGACGAAGGAUGCAGUGUAUGCAGCGGUGUGCACUGGGCAAUGGAGGGACGCAGAAGCCCUCUAAGGACAUGCUCCGUCCUUGCGAUGUGGUUGUCACGCGGCUACACGAAGUUGCGCUGGAAACCGUUCCACAGUUCUACGGGCCUGCACGUCGAGAACUGACUUGCAUUGCUUUUGCCCUUUUCGAAGGGCGUGCCGGUGGCAAGAUUUCACAGAAGAACGUGAUUUUCCAUCCAAUGGAUAGUGGAGCACUUUGUCCUCGCCAAAACUUUGAGCAUGCCUUUACCCACGACCUCGUUUUCAGUGAUCUGGCGAAUACCGCGGAAGCCAACCGCAGCCCGGGCGUGAAGAUCAUCUUGCUCGGGGUGUGGCGACAGUGUCGCCAGAUUCCUGGCACAUGGCUGGACAAGGCUGCGAAACUGGCGCCAGCCUUGACUGUGAAACACGAGCGGUGGCAACAUGUGGCAACGCAUGGUGAAACACGCGGAUGGCAGCGACACUUCCCCAAGCGCAAGCAGUAG